AGAGGCUGGUGCACUCGCACAAACAGGUGUCCAGUUGCCAGGGUGCUGAAUGCAGGUAGAGAUAAAGAUCACUUUCUAUGAAGAUAAGAAUUUUCAAGGUCGUCACUAUGAGUGUAAUGGUGAAUGCCCUGACUUUCACACUUAUUUAACUGGUUGCAACUCUGUCAAAGUGGAAGGUGGACCAUGGGUUAUAUAUGAGCGCCCCAAUUAUAGUGGCAUCAUGUAUGUGUUGACUUCGGGGGAUUAUCCAAACUACCAGAAAUGGAUGGGUCUUAAUGAUCGCAUCAGUUCCUGCAAGGCUAUCCAUGUACCUGCAGGAGCACAGUACAAGAUACAAAUAUUUGAUAGGAAUGACUUUGAAGGCCAGAUGUUUGAAUGUACAGAAGACUGUCCAGCUGUAAUGCAAAAAUUCCAUAUCAGAGAGAUUCACUCCUGCAAAGUGUUGGAUGGGGUGUGGGUAUUUUAUGAGCACCCAAACUACAAAGGUAGACAGUACCUUAUAGAAAAAAGAGAAUUCCAUAAACCAGCUGAAUGGGGAGCAGUCUGCCCAGGGGUUCAAUCUCUUCGUCGCAUUGUGGAGUAAGAAAAAAAUAUCCAAGCUGGUGUAAUUUAUUUAUUGUAAAUGGCACGAUAACAAUAAAAACUUGUGUGGUAAAAAUAA
This is a messenger RNA of Bombina bombina (fire-bellied toad), 661 nucleotides long. RefSeq names its product crystallin gamma S (gene CRYGS). The record is from RefSeq and is a predicted model, not a curated record. NCBI's taxonomy places the organism in Eukaryota, Metazoa, Chordata, Amphibia, Anura, Bombinatoridae. Bases 50 to 583 code for a protein of 177 amino acids. Gene Ontology annotation, biological process: visual perception; lens development in camera-type eye. Gene Ontology annotation, molecular function: structural constituent of eye lens. The transcript has 3 exons.